Molecule: messenger RNA, 591 nt
Organism: Gossypium raimondii (Peruvian cotton)
Lineage: Eukaryota; Viridiplantae; Streptophyta; Magnoliopsida; Malvales; Malvaceae
Exons: 1
Coding region: 1-591 (196 amino acids)
Source: RefSeq, a predicted model, not a curated record
AUGGAUGUGAGUGAAUGUGAGAGUAGGACAGAGGAGGAGACCAUGGAACUUCAACAUUUCAGUCAUCCACAUCCUUUGGUCUUCUUCAAAUAUCAGACUGUUGCAAGCAAAGAAGUAGACCCAGAAGCAGCUCGUUGCUUUGGGUGUGAGAAUCCUUUAGAGGACGGGAGCUACGGCUGCAAUCAAUGUAAGUUUUACCUUCAUAAGGGAUGUGCUGAGUUGGAGUUAGUCCCCCGGAUUCAACAUCCCUUUCACCCACAACACCCUCUCACCUUUUUCCCCCAAUCACCUUAUCAGGGUGAAUACGUUUGUGGUUUGUGUGGCGGAAUAUUCUGGGGAUUUGUUUAUCAUUGUGGUUCUUGUUUAUUUGAUCUGCACAUCAAUUGUGCUUUGCUUCAAUCAUCCAUUGCUACAAAUUUUCCUAAUUCUUUGCACCACCAUCCUUUACACUUCAUUCAAAACCAUAACGAGGAAGUUGAGCGCGAUUGCUCCGGAUGUCAGAAACCAUUAUCUGGUCCGAUUUGCCAUUGUAUAGAUUGUUCUUAUCCUACAUUCUUUACCUUCAUAAGGAAUGUGCUGAACUACCCCUAG